Molecule: messenger RNA, 1122 nt
Organism: Cetraspora pellucida
Lineage: Eukaryota; Fungi; Glomeromycota; Glomeromycetes; Diversisporales; Gigasporaceae
Source: the annotation of a GenBank genome assembly
GUGGAAAAAGUGAUUGAUAAGAAAGAAGAAAACGAAGCUGUGUAUUACUAUCUCAAAUGGAAAAAUUUUGAUGAGUCAUAUAAUUCUUGGGAACCUGCUCAGAAUCUUAAUUGUCCAGAAUUGAUACAAGCUUUUAAUCUUGAGAAAGCGUUAGAACAAUGGUUAAUAGAAGAAGAUUUGUGCAUUCUUAGACAGCAACCGCAAAAUGAUACAAAUUGCAAAAAAUCAAAAACGAAGAAUAUGGUCAAAUUCGAGCAUUCACACCAAACCUUUGUUCAUAAUGAUGAGCCACCAAUUCCAAUCUUCAACGAUAUCGAUAAUCAAGGAAUCCCUCUAGAAUUCACAUAUGUUGAUGAUUAUGUAUAUGGAGAAAAUGUUCCUCGUCCAGAACAAUAUCAAGGCCCUAUAGUUGGAUGUGAAUGUGAAUUUGGUAAAUGUAAAGGGAAACAAUGUAAUUGCUUAAAAAAAGAAAAUGGAGGCCGCCUUUACUACAACCGUACAAGUGGAACCGUGAAUUUAGAACCUGGGAACGCAAUUAUUGAAUGUAAUGAUGCAUGUUCUUGCGAUUUGUCAUGUCCUAAUCGAGUAACACAACGUCGGCGAAACGUCAACUUGGGACUGAAAAGAUUCGCGGAAAAAGGAUGGGGAGUUAUCGCAUUACAAUAUAUUCCAAAAGACUCGUUUAUUACUUAUUAUCUUGGAGAAAUUAUAACGUCACAGGAGGCAGAUUUACGAGGAAAUAAAUAUGAAGUAGAGAAAACUUAUUUAUUCGAUAUUGAUUUUUAUGAUGACGAUAGUACAGCAACAUCAUUUUUUACAGUCGAUGCUUGUAAAUAUGGAAAUAUUUCACACUUUUUUAAUCAUUCAUGUGACCCUAAUCUUGUGGUAUUUCCGGUGCUUAAUGGUAAAUGUGAUAUAAGACUUCAUCAUAUUGCCUUUUUUGCAAAAAGGGAUAUCGAAUUUGGAGAGGAACUUACUUUUGAUUAUGUUGGAGCGAUUGAAUCAAGGCAUGAGAGCGAUGUUAUUAGAAUGGAAGUGGACGUUAAAAUACAAGAAGAGAAAUUGAAGUACGAAUGUAAAUGUAAAUCAGAGAAUUGUCGAGGGUAUUUUCUUGCAGUUUGA